Molecule: messenger RNA, 1175 nt
Organism: Purpureocillium takamizusanense
Lineage: Eukaryota; Fungi; Ascomycota; Sordariomycetes; Hypocreales; Ophiocordycipitaceae
Gene: RPL15
Product: 60S ribosomal protein L15
Exons: 5
Coding region: 1-858 (285 amino acids)
Biological process (GO): cytoplasmic translation
Cellular component (GO): ribosome; cytosolic large ribosomal subunit
Molecular function (GO): RNA binding; structural constituent of ribosome
Source: RefSeq, a predicted model, not a curated record
AUGAGUGUGGAAUCCUCGAAAUACGACUUGCUGUUGCAUCCAAGUGCAUCUUUCUUUUGGGGUGCAACGCAGAACAGCCCACUCAUCCCGCCUUGCACGAGCGGCAAAAGGAGAACAUGGCAGGCCUGUGAGGGCCCAGUCAAGCCGGUGAACCAGCAUCUGAUUUGUGGAAAUUUUGACCUCUGCUCCUCCUCCCUCUCACCACUACUAACCACCGGCAGGAAUUUCACCUCACAAUCCGCCAAGAUGGGUGCCCUCAAGUAUGUCGAGGAGCUUCAGAAGAAGAAGCAGUCCGAUGUGAUGCGCUUCCUUCUGCGCGUGCGCUGCUGGGAGUUCCGUCAGCUGAACGUCAUCCACCGCGCCUCGCGCCCGUCGCGCCCCGACAAGGCCCGCCGCCUCGGAUACAAGGCCAAGCAGGGCUAUGUCGUCUACCGCGUCCGCGUCCGCCGCGGUGGCCGCAAGCGCCCCGUCCCUAAGGGUGCCACCUAUGGCAAGCCCACCAACCAGGGUGUGAACCAGCUCAAGUACCAGCGCUCCCUCAAGUCCACCGCCGAGGAGCGUGUCGGCCGCCGCUGCGCCAACCUGCGCGUCCUCAACUCGUAUUGGAUCAACCAGGACUCCACCUACAAGUACUACGAGGUCAUCCUCGUCGACCCCCAGCACAAGGCCAUCCGCAUCGACCCCCGCAUCAACUGGAUCGUCAACCCCGUGCACAAGCACCGCGAGUCCCGCGGCCUCACUGCCACCGGCAAGAAGUCCCGCGGCCUCAACAAGGGCCACCGCUACAACAAGACCAAGGCCGGCCGCAGAAAGACCUGGAAGCGCCACAACACCCUGUCCCUGUGGCGCUACCGAUAAGCGUCUCGUCGCUCUGCCGCGCGCCGUCGCUCUUACUCUUCAGGGCGUGCGUGAGGCUGUGGCGGCUGUGGUGCCGCUUCUGACGCGCGACGUUGUCGUUGCUCCCGCCUCGGGGGCUUCUUACCUCGGCGCGGCUGCGGGCCCGGUGCUAGGCGCGGUGUUUGGUUGGGGGAUUGCAUGCAUGCUUGCGUGGAACGGGAUCGCGAUUGGGAGCGCCUUUUCACGUCUGGUAGUCUGAUACACACACAAAAAUUAUGGAAUGAAAGAACACUAUAGUUUCCCGUAGUUGACGAAAGUCUACGGCGAUAACUCACUCC